Humulus lupulus (European hop) is the source of this 1122-nucleotide messenger RNA. RefSeq names its product vesicle transport v-SNARE 13-like. The transcript has 6 exons. Gene Ontology annotation, molecular function: SNAP receptor activity; SNARE binding. Gene Ontology annotation, biological process: vesicle-mediated transport; intracellular protein transport; vesicle fusion. Lineage: Eukaryota; Viridiplantae; Streptophyta; Magnoliopsida; Rosales; Cannabaceae. Gene Ontology annotation, cellular component: ER to Golgi transport vesicle membrane; late endosome membrane; endoplasmic reticulum membrane. The record is from RefSeq and is a predicted model, not a curated record. Bases 232 to 897 code for a protein of 221 amino acids.
ACGCUUCCUUCCUAAAAAUAAAAAAUAAUAGAACGUCUUCCUGAAAGUGAUUAAGCUUAAAAGUCCGAGGUUGAACAUCGUCUGAUAAAGGACCCUUUAAGAGAAAGGAAGGGAACCCAUCGCCGGCGCCGGCUUCCCGUUCUUCUUCCGUAUACGUAUCCGUCUCCGGUGACUGCAAGAUUGAUUUGCUGAAAUUUCUUCUUGUCAGCUUUCUUUCUUUCUAGGGCGAAGAUGAGUGAAGUUUUCGAUGGUUACGAGCGCCAGUACUGCGAGCUCUCGGCUAAUCUUUCCAAGAAGUGUACGGCGGCUGGCACUCUUGAUGGAGAGCGAAAGAAACAAAAGAUUUCAGAAAUAAAGACCGGAAUUGAUGAAGCGGAAUCUUUGAUUCGGAAAAUGGACCUAGAGGCAAGAGCUUUGCAGCCCAAUGUUAAGGUUGUGCUUCUUGCCAAGUUGAGGGAGUAUAAAUCAGAUUUAAACAACCUGAAAACUGAGGUUAAAAGACUAGUAUCUGGAAACUUGAAUGCUUCUGCUCGAGAUGAGUUGUUGGAAUCAGGCAUGGCUGAUACCCUGACGGCGUCAGCUGAUCAGAGAUCAAGAUUAAUGUUCUCGACAGAGAGAUUAAACAAGACUAGUGAUAGGAUUAAGGAUGGCAGAAGAACCAUGCUGGAAACAGAAGAGCUAGGUGUCUCUAUUCUUCAAGACUUGCAUUCACAGCGGCAGUCUCUCUUACAUGCUCAUAAUACGCUUGAUGGAGUGGAUGACAACGUUGGCAAGAGCAAGAAAAUUUUGACUAACAUGGCGAGGAGGAUGAGCAAGAACAAGUGGAUUAUUGGGUCGAUUAUUGCAGUUCUUGUCAUUGCCAUCCUUUUGAUCCUGUACUUCAAGCUUUCUAAAUAGUCAGGAACUGUUGUUUGUUGGGUUGUGCGUGCAAGUGUUUCCAAGAAGUGUCUCUCUCUUUUUUAUUUGUUUUUUUCUCAUCUCCUUUCAAUUUUCUGGGGUCUUUUUGUAAGUUUUAUGUUUGUAAUUGAGUGCUAACGUGUGCAGCAAUAAUGGCAGUACAAGUACUUGUUGUUUACAGAAACCCAUUAUUUCUUCUCCAUUAUACUUUGAUUUUACCAUUAA